Molecule: messenger RNA, 5007 nt
Organism: Osmerus eperlanus (European smelt)
Lineage: Eukaryota; Metazoa; Chordata; Actinopteri; Osmeriformes; Osmeridae
Gene: neurl1aa
Product: neuralized E3 ubiquitin protein ligase 1Aa
Biological process (GO): negative regulation of Notch signaling pathway
Cellular component (GO): plasma membrane; postsynaptic density
Molecular function (GO): ubiquitin protein ligase activity
Source: RefSeq, a predicted model, not a curated record
AUUGGUGAAUGGGGGGAGUAGCCUUCGGUGCUUCGCUCAACGCUCAGGGAGGUGUGAGUUGGUUUGUGGAGCGCUGUGUUUAUAUCUGUAUUGGGGGGACGAAACGUCCGUUUCUGGUUGUGGAUGUGCCAUCAUGUCCUCUUCGUUGGAGUGUGGACCAAGAGUGUGUCAAUAACCUUUUAAAGCCAGCGAUAAGGAGACUUUUUUUGGAAUUGAGUCAUGGGUGGACAGAUAACGCGAAAUUCCUUGUAUGACUCCAUGGGGGGCCAGUUCCCCGCGGCAGCGCACCGAUGCCACCACAAACCCAAGCGCCUGCUGCCCAUCCAGUGUGUCGGGAGCAGCAAGACCGCCGGUCUGACCAUCAGCCCCUUGCUGUUCCACCCCAACGCCAAGGGCGCCCAGAUCGUCAUGGACCUGGCCCAGAGGAUGGUGAAGAGGCAGGCCAGCUUCUGCAACGCCAUCACCUUCAGCAACAGGCCCAUAGCCCUGUACGAGCAGGUCCGGCUUAAGAUCACCAAGAAGCAGUGUUGCUGGAGCGGAGCUCUGCGUUUGGGCUUCACCUCCAAGGACCCGUCCCGUAUCAACCCAGACAGCCUGCCCAAGUACGCCUGCCCCGACCUGGUCUCCCAGUCAGGCUUCUGGGCCAAGGCCCUGCCCGAGGAGUUUGCCAAUGAGGGCCACGUCAUUGCUUUCUGGGUGGACAAGAAGGGCCGGGUCUUCUACCGGAUCAACGAGUCCAGCCCCAUGCUGUUCUUCAGCGGCGUCAGGACGUCCGAGCCCCUCUGGGCUCUGAUCGACGUCUACGGGCUGACGCGAGGGGUGCAGCUGCUGGAGAGCGAGGUGGUCGCCGGACUGCCUCGCCCGCGCUCCUUCACCACGGUCCGCUCCUCCUCCCUGCGCCGCGAGGCCGACGACUCCCGCCUCUCCGUCAGCCUCUGUGACCUCAACCUCCCGCAGGACGAGCACGCCCCGCGCCCCCACCGGGGCCACGCCCUCCGCCUGGCCCCCGGCGGCUCGGCCUCCUCCUUCUGCCCCAUCCCCCAGAACUCCCUCAACUCCCAGCAGUCGUCGCUGCUGCCGCCGGCGCUCGAGAGCGACCUCCGCUUCCACCAGCUGCGCGGCGCCCACAUCCAGACGCUGGACGAGCAGACGGUGGCGCGGUCGGAGCACGCGCGCGAAGAGCGCACGCUCGUCUUCACCGACCGGCCGCUGCGCAUGGGCGAGACCGUCUUCAUCAAGGUGACCAAGUCCAGCCCGGCGCGCUUCGGCUCGCUCUCCUACGGCGUGACGUCGUGCGACCCGGCCGCGCUGCGCCGCGACCUGCCAUACAACCCGGAGGCGCUCGUCGACCGCAAGGAGUUCUGGGCCGUGUGCCGCGUGCCCACGCCGCUCCAGAGCAGCGACAUCCUGGGCUUGGUCAACCAGGAAGGGGAGGUGAUUCUGAGCCACAAUGGCGUCGGCGCGGGGAUGCAGGUGUGCGUGGACAACUCGCGCCCGCUCUGGAUGUUCUUUGGCCUGCACGGAGCCGUCACGCAGCUGAGGAUUCUGGGCUCCACUCACCUGGGGGAAGCGUGGGGCUCCUCCAGCCCGGGCUCCCCGUCCUCGUCCCCCCGCACCCCCAACAUCCUGGGCAGUGGGAGCUCUGACCCCGUCCUGACCGCCGGGCCCGGCUCGGGGGCUUACUGCAGCUCAUCAGGGGGAACCAUGCCCAGCUCACCCGUCAGCCUUCCCAAGUCUCCUACCUUCCAGUCAGGUCGCGGGCCGUGGUCGGGCGACGAGUGCUCCAUCUGCUACGAGAACGCGGUGGACACGGUGAUCUACGCCUGCGGCCACAUGUGUCUCUGCUACACCUGUGGCCUCAAACUGAAGAAGAUGGCCAACUCCUGCUGCCCCAUCUGCCGUCGACAAAUCAAAGACAUUAUAAAGACCUACCGGAGCACGUAGGGGGAGGGGCGAGGAGAGGAGGUGGUGGUGGUGUUGGUAGAGACAGGAUGGAGGAGACAAGAGUCUGAAUACUAAAUAUUGAAAUGACUCUGGUGUUGGUUGGAAAGGGGAAUUUGAGAGGAGGACGAGACAGAGAAACUUUUUGAGGGAGGAAAAAGAAGACUGGUGUUUUGUUUUUUCUUCUGCCGUUUUCAAGGAAUCCUCUUUGUUUUAAAUAACUCCCGUUCGAAGGAAGACAGAGUUGAGGCGAGGGUCUCAUGUAUUUCAUACUUGUUGCACUCAAAGGUAUAAUGGCGUUUGAAGCAACAAAGGGAGUUUACUGUCUCUCAGGGAGAGGUGUUUGUACUCUCUCUGGGGAUUCAGGAAGUUUCUCUGAGACUUUGAGGAAGUGAGGAGGAAGUGACAUCGCUCGUACUUUUUCAUUUGUUUUUCGAGAGUCAUGUUUGUGAUAUGGUGAGAGCCUUGCUCGCUAUGGAGGCACAUGAGGUGUUUUCAGGCUCUAUGUCUGGAUAUUAGCUAUUUAUUUUGUGGCGGAGGACUGUCUCCUUCAAUAUAUUUAAUCUCACCCAGACAUAUUGCUGUUCCAACAAGGCAAGUGUCAUCUAAAUAUGUGGUGCUUUAUGCAUUUCUCAGUACGUCACAACUUCUGUCUGUGUGUUACUGAGACAAACUGCAGUGGAAAGGUGAGAGGACCUAUUCAUGCGUCGUAAUGAGAAAGUGAUGCAUUUCUGUAGAAGUAAUACAAUAUGUCAUUGGGAGAUGGCUAAUGUGGUAACAUUGUGAAAUACAGGGAUACAUAGCAAAACAGGAAGUGUAGGAGUGCUUUGUCAUCGCUCCUACCGUCCUACAAGGUCAUGUCCUCUCAGACUUAAUGUCACCUGUAUGGUAGAUGUGUCAUAGCAAUUGUGGGUGUUAGCUGUUUUCUAUUGCUAGCUAGCUGCUCGCUUUGUCGUGUUGUUGCACUGAAGUAUUCUCCUUUCAUAAAUGCCCCAUUAUGAAAGGAAAGGAUAAUGACUUUCACAAAUGGGUAACAAACCUCAGAACAAUGCAACCUGCGGCCUAAUUUCCCACAGAAUGAUUUCCCAGAUCAUGUGACAGGAAGCAGGAAGUUAACAAACUGUAAUUUGCAGAUCCCCAGGUCCAACAAUUUUCUGAUAUAUUUCCAAACUGGGGCUAAAACUCCACUAUUCAAAAGCCCAAACACACUGUGAACACACAUAUGAUGAAUACGUUUCCCUUUUAAAUGACUCCCUUGAUCAGCCACCAAGCCUUGGGACUGUUGCCAUGGGAAUGGCAGCAACCACAGAUAUGACACAGAUUUCUGCCUUAACUUUUGAAGGGUUCAUUAGUUUUGUGUGGACGUGUAAAGUACUGUGGUUGCCUGGUUCCUGUACAUAUUUUCACCAAGACCCCUUACUGGAAACCAAAUAUACUGCUCAGUGGCAGGAAAGGACCAUUCAGGAAGAAAACAUGAGGAGAAGCACACACACAGAACUGAAUUCAAACGUUUUUUAUAUCUCAGAUAGCUUGCUAGCUUAAAGGCCAGGUGUAACAGACAGUGAGUAACAUGUUAAGAUAUGGCCCUUGUUCUCUAACCAAUGUACAGUAGUAAUAUCAUCGGCAUACAUAACAACACUCAUACCAGCGACCCCAUAUCCUUUUGAUUCAGGAGCAGGAAAAACAUGUCAAAAGUCAAUAUUUUAGGAUCAAUGUGUCAUCCUUUUGUGUACAACAUCUGAUUAGUCUCCAAGUCGGAUAUGACCCCCAUCAACACAUUUUAGCAUAAAUCAUUCAUAUGUGUACUGGAACUACAAGCCAUUGCUUUCCACAGAAAGCUGCAAGGCUUAAAAACACGUUGUUUCUCUUGGGAACAAUCAGCACCCUGAUGUAAUAUAAGAUAUUUGACAAAUGGGGAUUGAAUCUUGCUGCUACAGUGUUUGUCAGCUCCUCUUUGGGGCAAAUGCUUACUUAGUUGUGUCCACUACAACCCUCUCGCCACUCAUUUGCAUAGGUUUCGCUACUGCUUGAAAUGUCAAUUGAGAUUUGAAUGUUAAUUUAUGCGAUAGGAAUGAGAAAAACAAGUCGUCUGCUUUUCACGUUUGUUAAUGUUGAUCAUCAUGAUUGUAAUGUUUGUUUUCUGGGUUUUUUCGAAGAACCAUGAAAUAAUAAACUUUUUUUAUGUUUUUAUCCUACAACAAGGAUAUAUAAAUCUUGUACCUUUAAGCAAUAACAAUAUAAAUUGCAGUAUACAAUCACAACCUCAUUGCUUUGGGUACAAGCUAAGCACAUAUUCAUCCUUUACAUCCCUGUAUUUCAGAUGUUUUUUGUAAUUGUUGUUUCAACCCAUUCAAGGGAAUUCUACCCAGUUUGUGUAGCCCUAAUUGAAAUUAUUGAAAAGGCCAUUGUGUUGUGGUCCUGUUCAGUGUCACUUUAUAAAGCUCCUGAUUGUAAUUUUGUAAGUGAUUAGUCUCUAGGUAUACUCUGGGAUAUUGACUGUGUUUUUUGACCAAAUCAAAAUUUCAAUCAAAUUUAGAUUUGUCAAUCCUAAAUAUGUUGAAUAAAUGUAUUUCCCCCAUUGGUGUGUAAUGGAAUUAUAAAAAAAAAUAUUUUUCAUACUUUCCUAAUAUGAUGAUCAUUUUAAGAUGACAUUGUAUGACUGAUUAAAAGAAAAUCAGUCAAUUGUCCAGGACAGUCCACUUUAAUGCAGGGAAUUUCCUUCAGAAGAUAGCAUUUACUCAUGUUGACGUCAUAACCUAUUAUUUCCGGGUUAAGUUUCACACAACAAAUCUUACAUGAAUGAGUUGCAAUGUUCUCAAUAUUUACACAGAAGCCAUUUUUGGUUCCCCUGUUGAAUGUUGUCGACCCUGUAUUGUACUGUGUUAGUCACCCUCUACAUUGGUGUGUGGACAGAUUCCUCAGAAAUGACUGUACUUUGCUGGUGUGUUUACUUUCUACUAUAUAUAUCCCAAGAUUUAGGAGGCUUCUGUUUCUAAGAAAAAAGCACAUGUCAGUAGAUUUGGAGUGGUUGUUCUUUUGCUUUCAGUAUUUUCAGUUGUGUUUGAA